This is a messenger RNA of Notolabrus celidotus (New Zealand spotty), 2011 nucleotides long. RefSeq names its product DnaJ (Hsp40) homolog, subfamily C, member 4 (gene dnajc4). The transcript has 8 exons. The record is from RefSeq and is a predicted model, not a curated record. NCBI's taxonomy places the organism in Eukaryota, Metazoa, Chordata, Actinopteri, Labriformes, Labridae. Bases 404 to 1120 code for a protein of 238 amino acids.
AGAAAGACUUUCAGGCAGCAAAGCUAGCUUUAGCUCCUCUGCUCAGGUAGCAGAACAAAUUGUUCUUACUGGAAACUCUGACACUUGUCUGCUCUUCAUUUGGCUCUUUAUUUCUUUACAGGAUUCACGUGCAACCCCGAUAGGAACUAUAUAGCUGUCUGAAUAGCCAAAUAAAGUAACCAGUUUUGAUAUAAAAGUGUGUAAAACCAACCUUUGCUCAGAUUGCACAGAAUCAACACGCCCCCACAGAGCUGCAGGGUGUCAGAGUGAACUCCGAGUUUGAGAGGUGUUAGGGUCAGAAAUCAGGUCACGUGUCAACAAAAGAGGGGCAUCUGCUGACAGCAUCUUUUCAAUGGACACACACUGAAAGGUUGUCUGCGUUGAAACCCAGAAAUUUCCAAUCAUGCAGCUGGAGGCUCAGCUGCGUCUAUGUCAAAGUUGUCUUAGGUGUUACACGAGUGGGCUGCGUAUGCUGUCACAGAGCUAUGCACACAGAAAAGCUGUGACACACUAUGAGCUCCUGGGAGUAAAAACUGAUGCCAGCUUGGAGGAAAUUAAACAUGCAUUUUUUGACAAAUCCAAGAAGCUACACCCAGAUAGCGACCCAUCCAACCCAGGGCUGCACAGCCAGUUUGUGGAGCUGAACGAGGCCUACAGAGUGCUGAGCAAGGACAUGAGCAGGAAGGAGUAUGACUUCAAAAUCAGACAUCCAUAUGGUGGGGGCCAGGCCGUCAGAUCUACCUCCAGUCACACCAGCCACGGAGCCAGUGUGGAUCCCCGGGAGAGCAUGCGUUAUUGGGAGCAGUUUCGUCAGUCUCACGCACAGGACAUGGCAGCAGAGGAUUGGGAGAGGAGGAGGAGGAGGAACUAUCGUCUGGUGGGCUACUGCGUCAUCACCAUGUUGCUCAGUGUUGGAGCCCACUUCAUUUUUUUUAGGAAACUGGAAGAAGUCCACAACAGCUUCAUGGACGAGAAAGAUCGAGUCAUCACAGAAAUUUACAAUGAGUCCAAAGAGAGGGCCAGAGUCAACGGUUUUAAGAAACAGACAGAAAUCCUGCGUCAGAAACACGCUGAGUUUUUGGAGAAAUACAAAAUCCCCAACGGUGGAGAGGACAAGUAGGAGAGUAUCCAGCUGUGCUCAGUGAUGACAGUGAUGGCAGGAUUUGAACUGCCUGAGGACUGAAUGUGGUACACGUUUUAGGAUUUUUAAGUUUUUCUGACUUAUUAAAGAUGUCGAUGCAGUCGGUUUACCCUCAGCUGUGAAGACGAGGACUUGCAGACGGAAAGAAAACGGUUUCAUCCGGUCACUUGAAUUUUUCUUCACCUUUGAGCUGAACUGUAUGUGAAGACUGGACUAGUCUGUUGAAGAUUUUAUAGAUGGUGUUUGAAUAUUUGAAGUGAUGUGACUGUGAAAAGGAUCCAGUCACAUUUCAUACACAUACCUCAGAGCCAAACGAACACUGUUGAACCACUUCUGAUGAACUUUAAGGAGCCUGUUAUUUAUCGCUCUCAUACUCGGUAAUGAAAACUGAUGAGUCAACUCAGGAUGAGACAAACUGUAAUAUGUUUCUUUCAGGGAGGAACUCACAUCUUUAGACGAUAUGCAAUUUCAGGAGAUUAUUGGUUAGGUGUUACACAAAGUCAAAAGUUCCACCAAUAAUGUUUUUUUAAGGAAACUACUCUGCCUAAACAAAUUGCAAUGGUGGAUCUUAUAUCCUCAUUGUCCCCUCUGUUGAGCUGAUGCAUUUAUUAGAAGGACUCCAGGACAGAUCAGUACAAUGGCUUUAUGAAGGGACUCUCUGUAGUUUGUUCAAACUCAUACUGAAUGUAAAGGUAGUUCAUGAUUAUGGCUACCUUUAACAUGCAGAGCCAGCAAAUUACCAUUUUGCCUUUUAUUUGUUAGAUUUUAGAGAUUAUUGUUGGUUUUUUCCAUUUUUGGCUGCCUUCCAUCCCUGCGCCGAAGGGAUGACAUCACAAGACGAUUAAAAGAUCAACUUGUUCUCAACAAUCA